GGACAAGGAGACGGGAAUUAAGGAUGACAAUUGAAUUUCCAGGAGCCCCCCAGGUGGGAAGGGAAGAGUGCUGGGAGGUGCUGCUCGUGAGCAGCAGCCGCCAUCCCGACCGAUGGAUUGUCCCUGGUGGCGGCAUGGAGCCUGAGGAGGAGCCAAGUGUGGCAGCGGUCCGGGAAGUCUGUGAGGAGGCUGGAGUAAAAGGGACACUGGGAAGGUUGGUUGGAAUUUUUGAGAACCAGGAGAGGAAGCACAGGACAUACGUGUACGUGCUUAUUGUCACAGAAGUGCUGGAAGACUGGGAAGACUCCGUGAACAUUGGAAGGAAGAGAGAGUGGUUUAAAAUAGAAGAUGCCAUAAAAGUGCUGCAGUGUCACAAGCCCGUGCAGGCGUCCUACUUUGAGACGUUGAGGCAAGGCUACUCUGCCAACAAUGGCACCCCUGUCGUGGCCGCCUCGUACCCCAGCUCUGUGUCAGGCAUCAGAUGACUGCAGACUCCUGUGAGAGCCGGAGUGGAAACCAGACUGAAGCGUGGCUCUCCUCACGGCUCCCUCACCCUCCUUGCAGCCUCCUCUUUCACCCAGGCAUGGUGGGCAUCAGAAGGGGACACUGAGGGGCUGCUGGGUGUGGGGUGAUGUGCGUGGGGUGUGGGGUGAUGGGAACUCUUUCUCUGUGUCCUGAGGGUGGGCCUGGGAUGUAACCUUCCUGCAUGCUCCGCUCCUCCCUCCCUCCCCUGCCCUCUGAGAGAGGGAACCCCUUCUCCCUCCCCUCUUGGGUUCUGAAGCGUUCCCAUUUGCCUCAUCCAGCCUGGCCAGGUAUUUUCUCUAAUUUUUUUUUCCAUUAAAAGACGCCCAUGUGAGAUGAAACUUUGUAGGAAUCUGUCCUGUGAUGUGCUGUUGAGCCCCAUGGGGUGGCCUUGUUCCCUUCACGAUGCAUUUGUCUACACAUGGUACAUGACAUGAUAUGUAAAUGAGUGAUUUAGAAAGAGCAUCUUGACUGUUUAGUUUUUCAGAGUUUUGCUAUUUGUUUUUAUUUUAUUUUUUAUUCCAGGUAUUUCUAGUUUAAGGCCCCUCAUACUUUACAUGUUUGUUCCAAUGCUAGUGACUGGGCAGGUUUCCCUGUCCUCUAUUCCCCAGCCAUGGUAAGCUUAGCCAUCUUCCUCAUGUCCCUGGGACCCUGGCCUUCUCAAAGGCUGUUUCCAUGCCAAGGAACCUGUUUUCUUCUCUGUUACUAAGCCUGGAGCAAAUGGCCUCAGCCAGAGCCAAAGAAACAGUACUAGAAAUUGAAUUCUGCCCUCCAAUGUAUUCACAGUAGGCUUUAAACUAGAUACCUUCCCUGUCUCAGAAACUGGACCAUCAAGCACCAUGUCUGUCCUGCUGGCUGGGAAUUUUUUCCAUAACGCUAUUCUUUGCUGACAUGGCCUCUCUCACCCUUGUAUGCCUUACACCACGCUGACCUGGAUAUGGCCCGAUGCUUUGAAGCCCCCGUGCUGAGAGCCCCCACCCCCACUGAGGUCCUGAGCAGGACACACGGAAAGUUCCUGUGUCUCUGAGGUUGGAGCAUGUGUGAAGGGUUGCACCAAGAGCAUGCUCAGAACACUAGCGUGCUCUUUCCCCCAUUCCUCCCCCACCCCCGUGAAAGGCCAUCUGUAGGAGGGGAGCACUUGUGACCCUCUGACUUGCUGCAGGCUCCUGUUGGUGUUUUGUGCUGCACUCAUCUGCCAGUUGUGGUGUUUAGUUGGGAAGUAAAGGUCUUGGAUGGGACCUUGAGCAAGGAGGGCGGGAGGGAGCUGAUGCCUGGUUCAGUGUGGGGCUCGGGGCUCUGUGGCAUUGCCUGUGUUGAAAUGUAGCCAAGAUGUGAAAUUAAAAUAGUACUUCUCUUUAUUUAAAAACUAAUAAAUACUCAAACUUUGAAAA
Cricetulus griseus (Chinese hamster) is the source of this 1913-nucleotide messenger RNA. Lineage: Eukaryota; Metazoa; Chordata; Mammalia; Rodentia; Cricetidae. The record is from RefSeq and is a predicted model, not a curated record.